AUGUCGAGAAAGCUUUCGAUACCAUCUGGUGAGAAGCACUGUGGCACGAACUUUUUGUCAGUAACAUUGAUAAACAUACAUAAAAUCAUUGUUGAUAUCGAAACUAAGUCCAAAAUAGUAAACAACGGAGAAACGUCAAGCUUCUCAGUAAACAACGGAGAAACGUCAAGCUUCUCAGUAAACAACGGAGAAACGCCAACCUUCUUAGUAAACAACGGAGAAACGCCAAGCUUCUCAGUAAACAACGGAGAAACGCCAACCUUCUUAGUAAACAACGGAGAAACGCCAAGCUUCUCAGUAAACAACGGAGAAACGCCAAGCUUCUCAGUAAAUAACAGAGAAACGUCAAGCUUCUCAGUAAACAACGGAGAAACGUCAAGCUUCUCAGUAAACAACAGAGAAACGCCAAGCUUCUCAGUAAACAACGGAGAAACGCCAAGCUUCUCAGUAAAUAACAGAGAAACGUCAAGCUUCUUAGUAAACAACGGAGAAACGUCAAGCUUCUCAGUAAAUAACAGAGAAACGCCAAGCUUCUCAGUAAACAACGGAGAAACGCCAAGCUUCUCAGUAAACAACAGAGAAACGCCCAGCUUCUCAGUAAACAACGGAGAAACGCCAAGCUUCUUAGUAAACAACAGAGAAACGCCAAGCUUCUUAGUAAAUAACAGAGAAACGCCAAGCUUCUCAGUAAACAACGGAGAAACGCCAAGCUUCUUAGUAAAUAACAGAGAAACGUCAAGCUUCUCAGUAAACAACGGAGAAACGCCAAGCUUCUCAGUAAACAACGGAGAAACGCCAAGCUUCUCAGUAAACAACAGAGAAACGCCCAGCUUCUCAGUAAACAACAGAGAAACGUCAAGCUUCUUAGUAAAUAACGGAGAAACGCCAAGCUUCUCAGUAAAUAACAGAGAAACGCCAAGCUUCUCAGUAAACAACGGAGAAACGUCAAGCUUCUCAGUAAACAACGGAGAAACGUCAAGCUUCUCAGUAAACAACGGAGAAACGCCAAGCUUCUUAGUAAACAAUGGAGAAACGUCAAGCUUAACACAAUGUCUAAAGACAGACUUGGAGUGUAUUUUAAAUAAUUCUGUCUGUUGUAUGCUGAUGGCACGAUAUUGUUACCAUGAAGUACAGAUUAUCUCCACAAUAUGCUGA
Ylistrum balloti is the source of this 1155-nucleotide messenger RNA. Its product is annotated as aggrecan core protein-like. The transcript has a single exon. NCBI's taxonomy places the organism in Eukaryota, Metazoa, Mollusca, Bivalvia, Pectinida, Pectinidae. The coding region runs from base 1 to 1155 and encodes 384 amino acids. The record is from RefSeq and is a predicted model, not a curated record.